This is a messenger RNA of Arvicanthis niloticus (Nile rat), 1621 nucleotides long. Lineage: Eukaryota; Metazoa; Chordata; Mammalia; Rodentia; Muridae. The record is from RefSeq and is a predicted model, not a curated record.
UUUCGCAGGAGUGUGGAGAAGAUCUUCGAGGACAGGCCGCUCCUGAGACAAGGCACCAGCUUGGGAUGUGAGGGAAGACAGGGUCCUGCCUCUGAUGAGCGAUGCUGUGGUUAAGUGUGCUUGGGCUGGACCUGGGCUCUGUGGUGGCCUCGCCAUGGCAUCUUCUGCUGCUUGGAGCAGCUUCCUGGAUUUUGGCCAGAAUUCUUGCCUGGACUUACUCAUUCUGUGAGAACUGCUCCCGCCUCAGGUGUUUUCCUCAGCCCCCUAAAAGAAACUGGUUUUUGGGUCACUUAGGCAUGAUCCAGAGCAAUGAGGAAGGCAUGCAGCUGGUGACUGAAAUGGGCCAGACUUUCCAAGAUAUCCAUCUCUGCUGGCUGGGACCAGUCAUCCCUGUGCUGAGGCUUGUUGAUCCUGCAUUUGUUGCCCCUGUGCUCCAGGCCCCAGCUUUGGUGGCCCCAAAAGACAUGACUUUCUUACGCUUCCUGAAGCCGUGGCUGGGCGAUGGGCUCUUCCUGAGUUCUGGUGAGAAGUGGAACCGACAUCGCCGUCUGCUGACACCUGCCUUCCACUUUGACAUCCUGAAGCCCUAUGUCAAGAUUUUUAACCAGAGUGUGAACAUCAUGCACGCCAAGUGGAAGCACCUAUCCUUGGAAGGCAGUGCACGUCUGGAAAUGUUUGAGAACAUCAGCCUCAUGACCUUGGACAGUCUGCAGAAAUGCCUCUUUGGCUAUGACAGCAACUGUCAGGGGUCUCCUAGUGAAUACAUUUCUGCCAUCUUGGAACUCAGCUCCCUCAUAAUAAAAAGGUCAUAUCAGCUCUUGAUGUACGUGGACUUCCUGUACUACCACACUGCUGAUGGACGGCGCUUCCGCAAGGCCUGUGAUCUGGUGCACAACUUCACAGAUGCCGUCAUCAGGGAGAGACGUCGCACUCUCUCCAGCCAAAGUGUUGAUGAGUUCCUGAAGUCCAAGACUAAGUCUAAGACUUUGGACUUCAUUGAUGUACUCUUGUUGGCCAAGGAUGAACAUGGAAAGGAGCUGUCCAUUGAGGACAUCAGGGCAGAGGCUGACACCUUUAUGUUUGGAGGUCAUGACACCACAGCCAGUGCACUCUCCUGGAUCCUGUACAACCUGGCAAGGCACCCAGAAUACCAGGAGCGCUGCAGGCAGGAGGUUCUGGAGCUGCUGAAGGACCGAGAGACUGAAGAGAUUGAAUGGGACGACCUGGCCCAGCUGCCCUUCCUGACCAUGUGCAUCAAGGAGAGUCUGCGGCUGCACCCCCCAGCCAUAGACGUCCUCCGCCGCUGCACCCAGGACAUUGUGCUACCUGAUGGCCGGGUCAUACCUAAAGGGAACAUCUGUGUUAUCAGCAUCUUUGGUAUUCAUCACAAUCCCUCAGUCUGGCCAGACCCUGAGGUCUAUGACCCCUCCCGCUUUGACCCAGAAAACCGUCAGAAGAGGUCACCUCUUUCUUUUAGUCCCUUCUCCGCGGGGCCCAGGAACUGCAUAGGACAGACUUUCGCUAUGGAAUGAGAUGAAGGUGGCCCUGGCCCUGACUCUGCUGCGAUUUCGAGUUCUGCCAGAUGACAAGGAGCCACGCAGGAAGCCUGAGAUAAUUCUGC